AUGCCUGAUGAUCUGCGAGCUGCUUUGGUCACGGUCAGUGAGAAAGUCCUGGCCUCCAAGAAGCCUUUGACACAAGAUGAUGUGGACGCGCUGAUUCAGCACUGCAUGGGCCGUGAGAUGACAGAUGAGGAGGUUAUGCCAAGACAACUGAUCUUGCAGGAGCAUGAUGCCACGAUGUCACAUGUGUCACAUGACACAGUGUCAAAGGCAGAGCUUGCUCAUGUGAAAAGAGAGCUUGGGGAUGUGAGCGGCAAUGACACUGUGAAGUUGGCAGUGUUGGAUGACAAUGUGCCAUUUGAUUUGGUGCCUGAUGUCAUCCAUGUGUUCAAAGAGCCACCUGAUGCCUGUACAAGUGUGGUGGGAGUGGAGCCGAGAACAGUGGGCUCCACAGCAUCAGGUGGCCUGCGUGUCCACAUACACACUGACAAAGAUCAUGUGUGUAAAUCCUUUGUGGAUGGAGUGCUAAAUGCACUCUGCAAGGCUCAUGGCACUGGCACAUGCUGGCUUGAUGACAAGUGGGAAUUUGAGAUGAAGAUCAAAGGGCCUGGUCGGGUCGUUCGCAUCUGUGGCAACUUGAUUCCAGGAAACAAAGUUGUGGAUGACUUGAUGGACGCGCCACCGCCACCGCCUGCCAAGCGCCAAAAGACAUCUCUUUUCAAUCGCCAGUCGACAUUGAUUGACAGUGUGAAUGAUGAGGCUGACAGCCAGGUGUCACCCACCUUAGAGUUCAAAUACUCCAGCUUGAAGGCUUGCUUCAUGCAGGUCUUGCAGAUGCACCCUGCAGUGAAAGACAAGUGGCCAAUUUCAGAACAUGCAAAUGUUCCCAAGAAUUUGGCAGAUGCUGUCCUUGUGGUUUGCAACCAUGCAAGGAGGAUCUCCAGAGACAACACAAAGUUUGCUGAGGCCUGCGCCAAGCUGAAUUCUUAUCAGGUGGAGAAGUUGGAAGCCAUCAGAGCUUUGGUGAACCAUAGAAACAAACAUGAUGUGGAAUCAACCAGGCGCAGCUCACAAAAAAAGGAAACUGAAGAAAAGGAGACAGCUGCCAUUCCAAGCCCCAAGAAGAAAGCUAAGAAGAGAGCUGCCAGCCCUGCCACUUCUUCAGGGUCAAGUGAGACUUGGAGUGCCCUGCAGGCCUUAGACAUCCCAGCCACCCAGACUGAUGGGGAGAACUCCUUGCUGAAUUCAGCCAAGAAGUCUGCACCUGUGCCAGCCAGAAAAGCAGUACUGAGGGAAAAGGUUGCCCAAAGCAAAGGAUUCAAGAGACCUGCUGCAGACCUGGUGAAGAAGCCAGCCUCUAAAAGCACAGGCAAACAUAAGCAUGAGCCCUUUCCUGAUGAUUACAAGGUGACUGAGGAGCUCAAGGUGAUGCCCUACCAGAAGCUGGGCUCAUGCGCUUUGAGAAUCAAGAAUGGCAGGCAGCUUAUCCAGGUGGUCUCCCCCCAUGGAUUUGAAGAUUCGAAGAGUUUGGCUGUGCAGAUGAAGAGGAUGCUUGAGAAAGGCAAAAGCUUUGGUGAAGUCAAAGCUUGGAAAGAGAAGAAGGUGUCUUUGUGUGAGUUCUACUACCCAGAGCUGCCCAUGGGAGUAUUCUUGACCAACCUGGUGGCCUAUGCCAAAUCCCAGUGGAACCUGAGGAAAGAAGACUGGGAUACUGCUCGAAGAGUCUCAGAGGAGCACUUCUUUGAGCGACUCACUGAGGGCUUGAGUGACCACCUCGUAGCUCAAAUGCAGAUCCCACAAGCAUGGCAAAGUGAAGAAGCAGGAGGAUCUGGCAAAGGCCCUGGUCGCUCUGGAGUGGUGGCACCUGCAAAAGGUGGAAAGGGUGGAAAGGGUGAAGGUGGCAAGGGUGAAGCUGGAAAGGGUGAAGGUGGAAAGGGUGAAGAUGGAAAGGGUGAAGGAGGAAAGGGUGAUGGACAUGCUGCUGAAGAAGAAGGACCAGGGAAAGGAGUUGGAUGCAAAUCCUACAGAGGCUUUGGCAGGGCCUGUGACUUCAUUCGAAGUGUCAGAGAUGUUGAAGAGUAUGAGCCAUCUGCUGUUCGCAAGCCAGCAGCCAGCAUUCUGAAGAAACCAAAAAAGGAAGAAGAGCCAACAGAUGAGCCAGAAGAAGAAGAGCCAGAGGAAGAAGAGCUAGAGGAAGAAGACCCAAAAGAAGAGGAAGGGGAAGAUGAAGAAAAGUCCAAAAGGAACAAGCAGCUGACAAAAAAGGCUUUGGAGGAUCACCAAGUGUUCAUCCAGGAAGCAGGCAAGCUGAAUCUCACAGACUCAGAGUUUGAGAAGGCACUGGGCAAGCUACCUGAGAAACAGCAGCAAUGCCUUUGGAAGAAAUUUGAAGGCAGUAGAAAGGCAACUGCUGCAGAGGAGCAGUACAAGAAGGAAACAACUGGCACUGGUAGCCUUGCAAAAAAGAAGAAGUUGCUUCGCUCUUGGUGUUUGGAUGGUGGCAAAUGCUCUGAGAUUUACAAGUCCUCCUUGGCCAUGAUCUGCUUAGAAAAGAACCAUGGAGUAGAAAAGGAAUGGCUCAGCAAGAAGAAAAUGGAAGAUGAGCUUGGCACAGAGGAAAUGAAAGCCAGGCUCACAGCUGGCACUCUGAGAUGGAGAAGGAACCCAGAAGAUGGUCGUUUUUUCCAAUUCCAAAAGCUGUCAGAGAAGGAGGCAGUACAGCUGAAGAAGACCAAACAAUCCCAAAGGGAAGCCACAGGGGCUUCAAGCACCAAGGACUUGAUCUCCUUUGAACAGCUGAUGUUGGAAAACCUAGAUGAGGAUGAUUUUGCCCUUGGGGCACAAGUGGAAGAUGGGGAUUCUGAGACAGAGGGGCUGGACAAGGACCUGGCCAAGGCAAUGGGCAUCAAAAAAGAAGAGAGAAACACCAACAAGCCUGUGAAGGGUGACAAGUGGGCCCAAUUGAGUGAAAUUGGUGAGAAAACAAAGGCUGGGGAGAUUGAAGAGAAAAUUAUGAAAUUCAAAACAGAAAUUUCCAAGGACAUGGCUGCACUUGAUGGUGGUGCCUUUGCCUUGACCAAACAGAAUGGUGACAAAGUCCUGCUGAAGAAUGUGAAGCUGGCCAGCAAAAAGGCUUCUGAGGCUUUGGGUGAACUGGCCAAACUCAUGUCCAAGAAGAAUGUCAAAAAGGACAUGGUGUUCCUGCCUGCCCUGCUGGAGAUGAAAGAGCUGAUGGUCUGGGAAGAGGAAAUCUCCCUGUCACUCAUCAAGCUCUAUGAGGCCCAGCAGUUGGGAUGGAAGCAGUGGGUGAAGAAGUUUCACACCCAGUGGCACAUGUCUGGCAACACAGCAAUUGGCUACUUCACAGCCAGGUUGCUGUGCAACAGUGUGUGCACAAGGUUUGGGGCAAGCUGCUACUCUAACCCCUGGAGGCAGUCCGACUUCCUAGAAGUUUGGCUUGGCUGGUGCCAAGCAAAUGGCACCAAGAUGGACAAGUACCUAGCUGAGAAGAUGUUUGAGCUGGUGCACUUGAUCCAUAGUGCUUUUGCAAGCACAAGAAGAGACCACAAGCAGGUGAAGACCUUCGACCACCUCAUGCAAAUGGCUGAGAUGGUUAUGGAAGAUGAGGAGGCGCUGGUGGGCAAUUGUACAGUUUAG
Durusdinium trenchii is the source of this 3594-nucleotide messenger RNA. NCBI's taxonomy places the organism in Eukaryota, Dinophyceae, Suessiales, Symbiodiniaceae. The record is from the annotation of a GenBank genome assembly.